Dictyostelium purpureum is the source of this 2109-nucleotide messenger RNA. RefSeq lists its product as uncharacterized. The record is from RefSeq and is a predicted model, not a curated record. Bases 106 to 2028 code for a protein of 640 amino acids. NCBI's taxonomy places the organism in Eukaryota, Evosea, Eumycetozoa, Dictyosteliales, Dictyosteliaceae. The transcript has 2 exons.
AUUUAAUAUAACUUUUUAAAAUUAUAAAUAAAUAAAAAAAAAAGAAAAAAAUAAAAAAAAAAACAAGAGAAAAUAAAGAGAAAAAAAACAUUGUAUAGUAAUCAAAUGUCAACAACGGAUAAUAAUAGUGUAUAUAUAGACCUCAGUUCAUUAAAAAAUCAUCACCAACAAAUAGAAAAUGAAACAAAAGAAAUAGACCUAAAUAGUUUUGUAACGGAGCAGGAUAAUCAGAAAGAAAGUGAUUAUAAUAGUAUUAAAAAUAUAUUAGAAAAUAAUGAUAGUAGUACAAUAUUACCAACACUAACACCACUACCAAGCGAUAAUAUUGAUUUCGAAUUACCCUCAUCUGCAGUUAUACUACAUUCACCAAUAACUCAAUCAACAAUUAUAUUGGUAGGCUCAGUUCAUAUAUAUAAAGGAUCAUCAGAUGACGUUUCAAAUGUUAUUAAAAAUUGGAAACCAGAUACAGUAUUUAUAGAGUUAUGUCAAAGUAGAGCAGGGUUAAUGUUAACACCAUCACAUAGUAGAAUUAGAGCAUCUUCAAAAAAAAUUUUAGAUAAUAGAUCAAAGCAACACUAUAGCAGAACAUUUCUAACAGAUUCUGGUUGGGAGGACGAGGAUCAAUUUAGUUCAGGAAGUAAAAUCAAAAUGGAAACAGAGUUAGCAGAUAUAGAUAUAGAGGAUAUGACACAAGAGGAUAACGAACUAUUUUCAACUUCAGGUACAGAGGAAGAUGAUGAAGAUGAUGAUGAAGAUGAUGACUAUUAUGGUUUCGAAUUUGAUUAUGAUAAUAGUAAAUUUAAUAGUAUAAGGAAUAGUAGUAGCAAUAAUAAUACAAUAACUCAACAAAAUAAUAUGAAUUUAAUGAAUAAUAUAAUGAAUAGUUUAAAUAAUGCGAAUAAUAAUGAUAGUUAUAUAAUAAAUUCACCAAAAAAGACUUCAUAUUGUUUAUAUAAUGAAGAUUAUAAAUAUAAUAGUUUUAAUUUAUAUAAUAAUUUAAAUAGUUUAAAUAAUAAUAGUUUUAAUAAUAAAAAUAAAAAUAUGAAUAUGAAUAGUAAUAGUAGUAAUAAUAGUAAUGGCUCAAAUAAAGAUAAUAGUAUAUCAAUACCUAUAAAUGAAAUUUAUUCAUCAUCAAUUUCGACGAAUUCAGAACAAGGACAUCAAAUUUUAGAACAAGAACAAUUACAACAAUUACAACAAGAACAGGGCUCGGUUAAAAGUUUUAAUGUUGAUUAUUAUAAUAGCAAUUACUCAGAAGCAGAUGACGAAAGAUCCAAUUCACCAUCACCCUAUUCAAACACUACAACCCCACACACAACCAAUGCACCACCAACUCCAACUGAAGAUGAAUAUAUUUCAGACGAACCAGCAACACUUAAAGAUAUGAUUAAUAUAGUUAAAACACAUGGGUUAUCAGGACUACUACAUAUUUUAAUGGCAGAACUAAUUAGAAGCGCAGGUAAAAAGAGUAAUGUUAAUCCAGGGUCAGAGUUUAUCACUGCUUUUGUAGAAGCUAAAAAAGUUGGUUCCUUAGUAGUUUUAGGUGAUAGAUUAAUUGAAAUAACAUUGCAACGUGUUUGGAAUUCAUUAAGCACUUGGGAAAAACUCAAAUUUGUAUUUUAUUUAUUUAUGGCAUCAUUUUCAGAAGUUACCAACGAAGAUAUCGAUAAAAUCAACAAUAACUCGGAUGAAUUGAUUGACGAAUUGCUUAACGAAUUUCGUGAUCGUUUUCCAUCUGUUGUUCAAACUAUUGUUACUGAACGUGACCAAUAUAUGGCUGCUCGUCUUAGAAUGUGUCCUGGAAAAAAAAUUGUUGCUGUAGUUGGAAAAGGUCAUAUCAAAGGUAUGGUUAAAGAAUGGACCAAUUAUAAUAUCAACUUGAAUGAAUUAGAAAGUGUUCAACCAUCAAAUAAAAAAUCUUCAGAUUCUUCUUGGUCCGUUGUCACAAAAUGGGCAUCUUUAAUUUUAAUACCAAUUGUUGGAAUUACUAGCUUUCUCUUUUUCAAUAAAAAAUAUCACAUAAUAUAGACAUCAAAAAUAAUAAUAAUAAAAAUAAUAAUAAUAUUCAUUUUAUUAAAUAGAAAUAAAAAUAUUAUAAUAUUUUUCAAC